GGGAAAUUGGGAACGCCGUGCCCGAAUCUUUCGGAAGUUCCGGCAGGGCCAUGGGCGGCUCUUCCUCUCGAGAGAGAGGCUCCACCCAAGAGGCCAGAGCCCAGCUCAAGGCACGCCCGAAGAUGAGGCACGACGAAGACAGGAGAAGGAGGAUGAGGCUUUUGCUCGCCAGCUCUGGAUGGAGGAGAUGUCGACAUCCUUUGGCCUUCCAGGAGCAUCAGAAUCUUCCAGCUCCAGUCGCCUUUCGCCGCAAGGCGUUCUCCUGCGCGCUUCCUGCCCUGCUUGUGGUUUCGCAAAUCAGUUUAGCCCAGCGCUGGGUGCCCAUGGGCAAAUGCGGGUGCAAUGCAGUCAAUGCUCCGAACAGUUCCAGGCUGCCCUCCCGGAGCCCGCGCCCCAGGACAGCGGACGGACCGCGUCGGCUCCGACGGGCGAGCAUCCGGUUCGGGCCCGCCCAGCCCUGCAGCUGUGCCGGCGGUGUGGUACGUUGAACAGCAGUUUUCCUCCGCCGGUCCCGGGGCAACAAGUCCGCUGCGGGCGCUGCGGCCACGUCAGCGAGGCGGAGCCACGGGAGCGGCACCGGCGCCCGGUGGACCGGCCACAGCGCGCCCUGCUGGAAGCGCUCCUCAGCGAGCAGCCCCAAGCGCUGCGGGGGAUGAGUGGCCCAGUGGUUCGCAUUCCCAUCGACGGGCAGCGACAAGCAAUCCCGCUGGCCCUGCUGGCAGCGUUGAUGGCUGCAGCUGAGGCAGACAAGUCAAAUCCUGCCAGAAGAUCAGAUGUAGCUGCCCUACCUACGCGCAAGUUGGCAAACUUGGACCACCUGGGCGAGCAGACGAAGUGUUUGAUUUGCCUGGAGGAGUUUGCUGACGGCGAUGAGCUGAAAACGCUUCCCUGCUUGCACUUCUACCAUCAGAAGUGUGUAGAGCAGUGGCUUGACACGGACAACUCCUGCCCGGUUUGCAAGACACCAAUCGGGCAAGAGGCUCGAACUGGGGAAGUUCCCGAAAGUUAAAUUCGAUCAACGAGAAUCCAAAAUGUCAAAC
This is a messenger RNA of Effrenium voratum, 1040 nucleotides long. The record is from the annotation of a GenBank genome assembly. NCBI's taxonomy places the organism in Eukaryota, Dinophyceae, Suessiales, Symbiodiniaceae.